GAGACGGUUUGAAAAAAAAAACCAAGCUCCGCCGGUUGCUCGAGAUUUUUCUCUUCCCUUCAAGUGUAUUCCCGUUCAAACUUUUGCAUAGAUUUUUGUGUCUGUUGUUGAUUUGUUUCCUUCAUUCACAUCUUUUGGAAUUGUUUCAUUAUCAUUUCAUACUACGCAACACAUCCAUAUUCUACAUCUUUCACAAUGGCUGCUAUCCCCGGUCCCGUUUACGGCCUUGAGGUCCCUCCUGGCGAGAUCUUGAUUCCUGCUGGUAUGGACUUCCCUGCCUCUUUCCGCAUCACCAUGGCUGCCAUCGACCCUACCGAGGAGCCUGAGGCUGAUGAGGAUGGCAACGUCCCUGAGGUUCCCCGUGCUACCCUCCGCCUUGUCAAGCGCGCUUUCCCCGGCCUCGACGACGAGGAUGACGAGGAGAUUGACGACGAGUACAUGAAGGCUCUCCUCGCCGCUUCUUCCGAUGACGAAGAUGAAGAUGAGGAUGAUGAGGAGGCCAACGGCGGUCCUAGCGAUCUCUCCAAGUCCAAGAAGCAAAAGCAGGCUGCUGCCAUUAAGAAGCUUCUUGCCGCUACCCAGGAGGACGAUGACGACGAGAUGGAGGAUGCUAAGCCCAGCAAGGGCAAGGGCAAGGCCGAGGCUGAGGAUGAUGAUGAGGAAGAGGAUGACGACGAGGAUGAGGAUGAGGAUGAUGAGGACGAUGAGGACGAUGUUGACCUCGAGAACUUUGUCAUCUGCACCCUUGACACCGAGAAGCACUACCAGCAGCCUCUUGACAUCACCGUCAACCACGGCGAGAGAGUCUUCUUCGUCGUCACUGGUUCCCACACUGUCUACCUCACCGGUAACUACAUCAUGGACGAUGAUGAGGAUGACUACGACGAGGACGACGAGGAUGACUACGACUUCGACCCUGAGGAUAUGGAGUACACUCUUGGUGAAGACGACAGCGAGCUCGAGAGCGACGAUCUUGAUGACCUCGAGGACCCCCGUGUCGAGGAGCUCGAUGACGAGGAAGAGGAGGAGGCCCCCAAGCUUGUCAACACUAAGAAGGGCAAGAACAAGCGCGGUGCUGAGGAGGAGAGCCUUGAUGACUUGAUUGACGAGUCCAAGCUCUCCAAAAAGCAGCAGAAGAAGCUCAAGAACAACAAGGGCGAGCCUGUUGCCGCUGAGGACAAGAAGGAGGCCAAGAAGGUCCAGUUCGCCAAGAACCUUGAGCAGGGUCCUUCUGGUCCCGCUGCUAAGCAGAAUGGCCAGACUACUGGUGUCAAGGUUGUCCAGGGUGUCAAGAUUGACGACCGCAAGGUCGGCACUGGCCGCAACGCUAAGAACGGUGACACCGUCGGUGUCCGCUACAUUGGCAAGCUCGCCAACGGCAAGCAGUUUGAUGCUAACAAGAAGGGAAAGCCUUUCGCCUUCAAGGUCGGCAAGGGUGAAGUCAUCAAGGGCUGGGACAUCGGUGUUGUCGGCAUGGCCAUCGGUGGCGAGCGUCGCCUCACCAUCCCCGCCAAGCUCGCCUACGGCUCCCGCGCUCUUCCCGGUAUCCCCGCUAACAGCGAGCUUACCUUUGACGUCAAGCUUCUCGAGAUCAAGUAAACAAGCCAUGGAUACAAUCCAUGUAAGCUGUGUUUAGUUGUGGGGAGGAGAUAUUUCUUUUGUUAAAUAUUUUUUUGGAGUCAUGGGGUGGAUGGCGAUGAAUGGAUCCGACAUCGUCAUCUAUCAUCAAGACCCUGGCGUCUGUGUCUUUUGGCUUUUGGUUUUUGAGAUUUCUUACUGUACUAUUGUUUGUGAUUCUAGUUAUAAAAUGCACGCUUAUUCAGGCAGCAUUACUCAAAAACCAAAAGGGCUACACUACUGAGUGAGCCAUCGAAAAGUUAUCUGAUAAAAUGUACAAUGACAUUAUGACUUGUUCACCUGAUUCUCUAGUAUUUGUGAAAGUUGCCCAUGUCGCAACUAUAGAUGUUACUUUAACACCACUCUGUAAUUUGAGUUUCUUUAAUAUGCAUUGAAA
Messenger RNA from [Torrubiella] hemipterigena, 2014 nucleotides. The record is from the annotation of a GenBank genome assembly. NCBI's taxonomy places the organism in Eukaryota, Fungi, Ascomycota, Sordariomycetes, Hypocreales, Clavicipitaceae.